Molecule: messenger RNA, 300 nt
Organism: Saccharomyces cerevisiae S288C
Lineage: Eukaryota; Fungi; Ascomycota; Saccharomycetes; Saccharomycetales; Saccharomycetaceae
Gene: SGF11
Product: SAGA histone acetyltransferase complex subunit SGF11
Exons: 1
Coding region: 1-300 (99 amino acids)
Biological process (GO): positive regulation of DNA-templated transcription
Cellular component (GO): nucleus; SAGA-type complex; SAGA complex
Molecular function (GO): transcription coactivator activity; zinc ion binding
Source: RefSeq, marked reviewed
AUGACCGAAGAAACUAUUACUAUAGAUUCUAUUUCAAAUGGGAUACUGAAUAACCUGUUAACCACAUUGAUCCAGGACAUUGUAGCUCGGGAAACCACUCAACAACAAUUGCUGAAGACAAGAUAUCCGGAUCUUCGCAGUUAUUAUUUCGACCCGAACGGAUCUCUCGAUAUUAAUGGACUACAGAAGCAACAAGAGUCCUCUCAGUAUAUUCACUGUGAGAAUUGUGGCAGGGAUGUGUCCGCAAACAGACUAGCAGCUCAUUUACAGAGAUGUUUGAGUAGGGGUGCUAGACGUUGA